This is a messenger RNA of Oncorhynchus masou masou (cherry salmon), 2649 nucleotides long. It is a transcript of the gene tapbp.1, whose product is annotated as TAP binding protein (tapasin), tandem duplicate 1. Gene Ontology annotation, cellular component: MHC class I peptide loading complex; membrane. Gene Ontology annotation, molecular function: TAP complex binding; MHC class I protein complex binding. The record is from RefSeq and is a predicted model, not a curated record. Gene Ontology annotation, biological process: peptide antigen assembly with MHC class I protein complex; antigen processing and presentation of endogenous peptide antigen via MHC class I. The transcript has 8 exons. Lineage: Eukaryota; Metazoa; Chordata; Actinopteri; Salmoniformes; Salmonidae. The coding region runs from base 318 to 1640 and encodes 440 amino acids.
UCGUCGUAUUUCUUUGCGGGGCAAAUCAUGUUGUGCACGAAGCUCUCUUGAGUUUGUAAAACAGUAUAUUUUUCACAACAUGUUCAUGCAAUUUGCGCCUCAUAAAACCAGUGUAUUGACUUAACCUAAUAUUGGACACCGUGAUGGUUUAUCGUUAUCUAUGCCUCGUCUAGCUAUGCACAUAUCGGAGUGAAAAAUGAAAGUGAAAGCAGUUUCUGCAGGCCACGGGGGAAGUCCGAAGACAAAAUCAUAUUUCUCCAUGAUUUAACAACUCCAAACUACACCAGAACAGUCGAUAACACUGUCGAAGACAAACCAUGGCCAAUAUUUCAACAAUUUACAAGCUAUCGUUUCUCGCCUUUACUUACUUCAUACAAGUCUAUGGGACCAGCUGUCCAGUUCUGGAGUGCUGGUUUGUCCAGGAGAAACCAGGUCGAGGUGGGGGAUUCCCUGCUGCAAUGAUUCAGGAGAAGUCACUGCUGUAUAUCAGUACAGAGAGUGAACAAACCAAGUCACAGCAGGGACCAUCUGCAGACAUCAGCCAUGAUAGAGUCUACUACAUCACUGAUCCAGCAGCCAUCCUCUGCAGUUCCUCUCUGCACCCACCAGAGGGCUCAGUCCAUAAACCACAGUGUGAGAUAAACCCCUUCAUGCCCCAGCCCUCCACCGUUCAAUGGGCAGUCCCGCUCACUGACUCUGCCCACAGUCCUAUCUACCUGCAAGCUGACUGGUACUCUGCAGCCUUGCAGGGCCUGGACGGACAGCUGGCCCUAUCCAGUGUCAUGCGUGCUCCCACGGCAACCAAGGAACCCACUGUGGUGCUCAGUGUGUCCAGUCGAACCCCCUUGGUCCAUUCCAGACUCGGGGAACCGGUGGUUCUAGACUGUGGGUUCUGGGCGGAAGCCUCUUCUCCUCUCUCUGGCUCGGGCUUCGCCGUGGAGUGGCGCUACCAGUUCAGGGGCGAUGGCCGUCUGGUCCUGGCCUACGACGGCAAGACUGACCGAUUUGCCGAGACCAAGGAAAAGGGAGCGGGGCUAGACUUCACGGCUCUGCAUGAGACAGGAAAUGCCUCACUGAUCCUGCAGGAAGCUGAAGUGCGCCACACAGGGACCUACAUCUGCACGGCGUACUUGCCCUAUCUCCUGGCUCAGGUGGCAGUGGAGCUGGAGAUUGUAGAGCCUCCGUCCCUCUCCAUCUUCCCCUCCCCGCUCCCUCUCUCCGUGCCCGGACAGGUGGUGAAGGUGCAAUGCGAGGCGUCAGGAUUCUUCCCCCUCUCCCUGGAGUUCUACUGGGAGUUAACAGGGCCUGACGGUAAGGUCAGGCCCCUGGGUCAGGGCAGCGUGACAGGCCACAGGCAGGGCCCAGACAACACCUACAGCCAGACCACCCGUCUGGAUUUAGACUCAGCCAAGCUGGACCUUGGCCGUGGAGGGGAGGUCACCUGUGUGGCCGUCCAUCCUGGAGGCACCCGGCGGGCCAGCGUCACCCUCAAUGUCAUCGGUGUUAAUGGUCCCUCCAUUGAAGACUCCAUGGCGAUGGUUGCCGUGGCCCUGGGGCUCUAUGGUUUGAUCAAGAUCGUCUCCUGGACAUUUAGCUCUGGGUCCGAUGAUACUAACUCACAAGAGAAGAAAGUGAAGUAAAUGUGGAAACACCUGGGAUGAGUGUGAGUGUGUAAUGGAACCAACAAAGCUGGAAUUUCAGGAAUAAAAGUGCACCGUUUUGUGGAAGGUGGUACACGGAAAGAAGAUAUUGAGUUUCUGACAGCAGUUGAAAAUGAACGAUCUAACAAGUGGUCGGGAGAAUAAAAAUAUUUGAUUGGGUGACUGAUUUAAAUAUUGACAUAUUUAAAUACGUUUAUACAACUGUGAAUUCCUCUGUAGAAGAACUCAAGAGACUUGUGCACAUGAGCGUAUGUACAUAUGGAUGUAGAUAGUUGUGUGUUGUGUUAUUAGUGGUUCUAUUGGGUUAAUUGACCCUGGAAUUAAAGAUUGAACCCUAUCAUUAUUGGCUCUUCUAUUGAUUCUGAAGGUGAACAUAAGACAAAAUCCUUUCAAUUGGAAUUAGUAAUUCGCUGGAAGUGUGUUUAUAUAUUGUUUUCAUUUAGUUUGUUUAGGGUUUUAUUUCAUUUUAUCUUGCCUUGUAUAGACGGUAUAUAGGCUAUAGUGAUGUUUUGUUUUUUGCUAUUGAUGUUGCUACCACCACAACAGAAUUGUUAGAUUAGUGUAUUUGCCAGGAAUGAGCAACAACUUUGAGCAAAUGAGGACUAUUUGUGAUGGGAUGUAAUAACUUCUUAAUCUUCAAAGCAUUUUCCCCGUUGUUGAAUUUGUGUUAUUGGUCAUAAGUAGAUAAGAAGUACUUAUCAUAUGAAAGUCCUAGGAUCUUUUGUUUAGGGGUGCUUCUGCUUCCACACAAUUUGACUCACGGAUGUGAAUACUCAAUGUUUUCCUUGGUCAUAACCUAGCUGACUAAACUCAACUCCACGAUUUAGAAUGGAGUUGAGCGGCGACGAGUUUGUGCAUCAAGUCUCAGUCAGUGGAUUCUUGUAAAAAUGUACAUUCUUCCCACCCUGUACAUGUUUGUCCUGUGUCUCUGUUAUUUUUUGUGUGUGUUUUAAUUUAUCGUUUUUGAUUAAAGUACCGUUUAAUGUGA